CCGAUUCAUGUUGCAGUCUGGUUCCAUGCACUGGCCAACGUCAGGUAAGGCACCGGCAGGCUAUCGACCCAAAUCCCCUCUGCUCGGCUCGUAUAAAGAGCAUCUUGCCUGCUCUCGAGACGCCUUCCCCUCUCAUUGCACAUCUACCAACCUCGAGAGUACCGGUCAUCGCUAGAAGCCACUCGCUUUUUUACAUUCUUUAAUUCUCUAGUCCGAGACCAAGUAACCACUUCGAAGAUGUACGCUUUCACUACCAUCUUGGCCACUGCCUCCCUCGCUAUUACCGCUCUCGCCACGCCAAAUGGAGGUUAUGGUGGUUGGGGCUCUGGAAAGCGCCCAUCCUGGUGGAAUGGCCGUGGCGCUGUCUGCAUGAGCGACAACGAUGCCCAGACCGUCGCAAACCACUUCAACGAGCUCAUCUCCAACUACUCCAACUCCAGCGCCAAUGCCUACCUCACUGCCGACUUCCAAGACUACUCUGACUCCGUCAGCGAGUUGAUCAACAGCGGCUGCACUUCUGGCCCAGCCACUCUCGGAGCUGCCACCUUCACCAACCGCGACGCCUUCGAGGCUGGCCAGGGUUCCCAGCCAAACAUUCCAUUCAAGCAGCUUAACGUCAGGCACAACUGCGAUACCGUCACCCUCCGAUGGAUGACUACCGUACAGGCAGGUGCACCACAGGCAGUCCGUGGUAUCAUUGUCCUCGAGACUGUCUACGAGAACCGCAAGUGGCUCAUCAAGACCGUCUACUCCGAGUUCAACAGCGGUGCAUGGCUCGUUGACCUUGGCGUCUUCAAGCCAGCCAACUGCCCAGCAUAGAGUCCUCGUUGCUUCUUGAUGGAAAUGACAGCAUGGUAAUUGGGUCUCGUAAAAUUUCUGGUUUCUCAUCAACCUUUAUAUUGCAUGUCGACAAGCCGCGGGAUCAUGAGUUGCACAGUACCGCUACGAGGAUUGGUCUGAUAGAUGGCCUACUUAUGUCGAGAAUUUACUAUUGUCAAUGAUGAACACCAUUGUGCCAU
Molecule: messenger RNA, 1019 nt
Organism: Pseudocercospora fijiensis CIRAD86
Lineage: Eukaryota; Fungi; Ascomycota; Dothideomycetes; Mycosphaerellales; Mycosphaerellaceae
Exons: 3
Coding region: 238-819 (193 amino acids)
Source: RefSeq, a predicted model, not a curated record